UAAUGGGGAACUGGAGCGGAAAAAUCAUACACUGUGCAUUGACUGACCUUCUUACGAUAGACGUUUAUUGAGCGCCUUCAAUAUGCCAGGCACUGCCCUGGGUGCUGCUGCCCAAGCGAGAACGACCAAUGCGGCCCGACCCUGAUGGCCCAGAAACGGGUUUCUGAGGUCCGCCACGGCAUCCCCUACGCCUAACACGUCUCCCUGUUGUGGGAUCAUUGAGUGCGACCCUCAAAAAAGAAUUCUUGAGAUGAUCCGUGCAACUUAGUAAAUUUCUGCGGAUCGAACGGCGGAGAGGAGACAAACCGGUUUGCGCCCUCUGCUGUAGGGCUGCGGGGCAGGCCAGGCGGUAGCGCUGCAGGGAGAGAAGCGACCGGCGGAGCCAGUAGAAGGCGCUGUGGGAGCUGCCGGAGGGGCCCGGCGGAGGCGGGGUCAGAGGAGGGAGCGCGGCGGGGCGGGGCGGGGCGGGGCGCUCGUCUUCCCGCUAGCCGGGUACAUGGCGGCCCCGGGCGCGGGCACCGGGCCGGGAGCACCCCCGGGGCUGGAGGCGGCCCUGCAGAAGCUCGCGCUGCGGCGGAAGAAGGUGCUGAGCGCCGAGGAGAUGGAACUUUACGAGCUGGCGCAGGCGGCGGGUGGCGCCAUAGACCCCGACGUGUUCAAGAUCCUGGUGGACCUGCUGAAGCUGAACGUGGCGCCCCUCGCUGUCUUCCAGAUGCUCAAGUCCAUGUGUGCUGGGCAGAGGCUGGCGAGCGAGCCCCAGGACCCUGUGGCCGUGUCUCUGCCCACAUCGAGCGUCCCGGAGACCCGAGAGGCCUCCUUUCUCUCUGCCAAGAGCUGUAGUCCCCCUGCAAGGCCCUCCUUUUCCUCGGCCCCGCGGCCUGCGGCCUCUCCGGUUCUGCUCCACGGCCCAGCUGCCACGCACUCGCCUCUCUCUCCAGGGCCCCCCGGUUCCCUCCGGUUCUCUUGCUGCCUGUUCUCUCCUUUUGCAGGGAGAAACAAAGGCAGCACGGCUCUGGGUGGAGGCCCAGCACUGGCAGAACGUGGCGGCCGGGAAGGAUCCAGCCAAAGAAUGCCCCGACAACCCAGUGCUACCAGGCUGCCGAAGGGGGGCGGGCCGGGGAAGAGCCCCACUCGGAGCAGCACCUGAGACGGGCAGACUUCUCACGCCACCCAGCUGUGGGCUCCACCAGCCUCCUAGCAGAGGCUACGUGUGGUUUCCUCCGGUUGGUAAUAAAGCUUUGUGAAAAACC
Molecule: messenger RNA, 1250 nt
Organism: Neofelis nebulosa (Clouded leopard)
Lineage: Eukaryota; Metazoa; Chordata; Mammalia; Carnivora; Felidae
Product: mitotic-spindle organizing protein 2B
Exons: 5
Coding region: 497-1147 (216 amino acids)
Cellular component (GO): spindle; centrosome
Source: RefSeq, a predicted model, not a curated record